GCAAUGUAAAAGCGCACAUCGCCAUCACAACACCAUACAAGUCUCACAAGGUCGGAUCUCGGAUAUUUCCGAGUACCGCACGAUCGGUGGCACGAUCCGUUCCGACAGGUAACGAAUGGUUCUGUGAUUGUAGAGUCUUGGAGCGAAAAUUGAUUGUUUUGACGGUGGACGGUCACACACACACAAGACAACAAAGUAUUGCCAGGUUUGUCAACCACUGUCAAGUUGUUUGACCCGGUUACCUGUUGAGAGUUUUAUACUGGCCAUUGAACUAAAUCUUGAUCAAUGCUGUAUUGAUCUUCUGGCUACUUACCUCAUUUCGACUUUCGGCUUGGCUCCGGCCAUCUUGUGUUAGAGCUCGGCGGAUCAGACCUGAAGUGGAAUUUUACAACUUAUGCUCAGGAUGAUGACUUGAACAUAGGAUAAUUGUCUUAUUUGAACGAAACACUUUGCAAAGGUGGAAAGCCGUUUAGACUGAUCAACCGAAAAAAAAUUGGCAUCGUGAAAAUACUGUCUUUAGACAGAGCGGCGCGGGCUACGCCAGAAGCAUGAUCCGGCGGACUGUCUUGACGAAGAAAUAAAGAACAUUUUGACGGCGUGAAACAUGGAGUUAAUCUUCCUGAAGUCUUGAUGAUGUGAGGCAAGGAAUGGCUUCAAGUUCAAAGGAUGCACAAAAUGAGAAUGAAAGUCAAAAUGACGCAGAAAGCGCUCUCUCAGAGAGCCAGGAAACUAAGAGUCACAGUCGCUCCAAUAGUUCCGUUUCACCUCCUGCAUGGCGGGUUGUGUUUUUGAGUUCGAAAGUUCGGCAUACUGCCGUGCUAAACUCGGCUGCUCGAUCGUCAGUUCUGUUUGUACCUUACAAGUACGACAACUCAACUCUGGAAUCGCUUCUUCUUCAAGCUCAACAAACUCUAGCGGGACGAAAAGCCGAAAGCAUAGCGUUUUUAGCACACGGUCAAGGCAGCAAUAUGGUUCUUUGUGCAAACGACGACCAGGUGAUUUCUCUUUACGCUGUCAAGGAGCUUGAUGAACUUCAGAAUUUUUUCACUGAACUUGUCAAACUAUGCCUGGAUGCAGAUUCACCUGGUGCUCGGCUUGACUUCCUUGCUUGUCCUCUCAUUCAAAGCAGUGAUGUAUUGGAAAUUGUGGAAAUCUUGGAGGGCUUAACUCAGGUGGCAAUUGGCAUGACGAAAGAUAUCAUGGGUACAGAUUUUAGGAGUAAAGGCGAUGAGGAUCAGAGUUUACAUCCUGGAGAGCUUUACUUCAAGCAAGAAAAGAUGCGAGGCUGGUCUGGUGUUCAGCAGCAGGACAUUAGCAACUUUGAAAAGAUCAGGACUGUAGGAAAAGGGGCAUAUGGAGCAGCUGUUCUGUAUAGAAAAAAGGAUGAUGACUCACUUGUCAUCCUGAAAGAAAUUUCUCUUCAUGACCUGACUGCAACUGAAAGACAGAUGGCAAUGAACGAGGCCAAAGUGCUGUCCAAGCUUAGUCUGCAUCCCAACAUCAUCAGCUACUAUGACAGUUUUGAAGUUGACGGCACACUGAUGAUUGAAAUGGAGUAUGCUGAUGGAGGGACUCUUGCUCAAUACUUGUCAAGACUGGAGAAGGACAUGGAAGAAAGAGAGAUCCUAAUAAUCUUCCAACAGAUGCUCUCUGCUUUGAAAUAUAUUCACGUGAACAACAUCUUGCACAGGGAUUUGAAGACAGCCAACAUUUUUCUAACCAAGGAAGGCGUCGUCAAGCUUGGUGACUUUGGUAUCAGUAAACAGCUUGAGGGCUCCAAGGCCAAUACUGUCCUUGGAACGCCGUACUAUAUUUCACCAGAAAUGUGUGAGGGUAAAGAGUACAAUCACAAGAGUGACAUCUGGGCUCUUGGCUGCAUAUUGUAUGAAAUGGCCAGUAGACAAAAAACCUUUGAAGGCUCCAACCUCCCAGCAUUGGUUAACAAAAUCAUGAAGGGUCAAUUUGCUCCCAUACGAGGAAAUUACAGUCCAGAAUUUAGAUCUCUGGUGGCAGACAUACUUCAGAAAGAACCAGAUAUGAGACCAGAUGUAGAAAAUUUGUUGAAUGAGAGACUUCCAAAGCUCAUGAAAAGAUUUGAAGACACAAGUGAAGAUGAACUUGGAAGCUCCAUUGAUCAAAGCCGUAAGAUAAGAAGAAGAACACUUCUGUAUUACCUAGACUUGCUGUAUACCAACAUGUGCCCUAUUGAGAUUCCUGCAAAGGGACAACUCAGAGAGAAACAGUAUUUUAUUUUCUUCUAUAGAGUGUGCUGUGGAGGCCAAUUCACUGUUUUUGUCACUGACAAUGGCAUUGUGAUGACUUGUGGUCUGGGUGAACUUGGUUGUCUGGGUCAUGGUGACUGGUUGAAUUCAUCAAAGCCAAAGUUGAUUGAAGCGCUGUUGAGUUUUGAUGUGACAUCUGUCAGCUGUGGCAAUUCCCAUGUGGCAGUCGUGACGAGUGAUGGUGUGGUGUUCUCGUGGGGCUGUGGAGAUGAUGGCAGACUAGGAUUAGGAGAUGAAGAUAAUCAGUGUCUUCCCACUGAGGUAACAGCUAUAGAUGAUACAGUGUCCAUAAAACAAGUCAGGUGUGGUUAUGAUGGUACAAUGUUCCUCACUGAUACAGGCGCUCUGUUGGCUUGCGGAAGCAAUGCAAACAACAAGCUGGGACUGAAUAACCGUCAGGGAUUUCUAAUGCAAAUGAAGAACUUGUUGAAUAAGGUCCAGGUAGACGGGAAGAAUGUACCAACAGCUGUGAAAGUAUUGUCUAAACACCGUGUACUUGAUGUGUCCCUGGGACCAGCUCACAGUGCAGCUCUUGUUGAACCAGGCCUGGUGUACACGUUUGGCUGCAAUCAGUAUGGACAGCUGGCAUGCAACAACUGUAAACCACGUGAUGUACCUGCUAUUGUCAAGGCGUUAGAAGAAAAGACCACUUCGAUGAUUUUCUGCGGCAAUGGCUUCACCUUGGCUGGGACAAAUGAUAAUGACUUGUAUUUCUGGGGGACAAGACCCACGGAAAAUAAGCGGACACAAAGCGAGAGUGGAGACAAGACCGAUACUGAAGGAAACAACCGGAGACAUAAGAGAAAUCCCAGCGGGAGCAUGAGUAUCGGCAGUGCUGACAGUUUAGAGUUAUCUCCUGGGAGCAAAAGCGAUCAUAACUCCGGAAGCCAGUCGUCUCUUCCAAAAGACGCCAAGAAACGCAGAGAGGGCGUGCUAGAAUGCUCGAGCUCCACAAGACUUGAGCGAGGCAGGAAAGAGGGAAUGCAGGAGGGAUUCUCCAUGCCACAGUCUUACAAGAAGAGGAAGGAGGGGGUACAGGAGGGUGUCGCACAGCCAGACGUCAUGGGUAGCAGUACUAGUUUGAUUCCUAAAUCUAUGGAUGGUGUCUUUUCUGACGCCGAACGAAGCGACUGUGCAUCAAAAGAAGACCCUUCAGUUAACUACAUCAGAAACAGCUCCCGCCGAGGACAAAUGAACGAUCAAACGUUUGCUGCAGGGUUCCUACGAAUCAGUGAGAACGAAACGAUGCCUUCACCCACGCGCUUGUUUCACUGGGACACUUACACCAUGUAUGGGAAAGAUCAGGAACACGAAUUUCCUGUUUACUUGCUGGAUAUCAAUGGUUUUGGCGUCAACGUGUUUGUCCAGAUAGAAACCACGGCUCCGCUUCCCACAAGACGGAGGUCGAAAAAACGUUCGCAGAAAAAAGCUAGCGAGAGAAGAUUGUCCAAACAGACUACGGUUUUUGAUGGUUCCUUUGGUAACACCAGAGGGCCUACAGGCCUCGAUUCCUCAAUGGGAUCAAGCUCUUCGGAGAUGGACACCACGUUAGGAGAGGCCCCGACGUGGCUCAAGAAUGAACUCAAAGAAGGAAUCAUACCUGGAGGUCAAGGACAAGACGAUUCAGAGGAUGAUAGCGACAGCGAAGAAGCUGACAGCGAAACUGAAGAGACAGACACUGGUCAAGACAGAGAGAAAUCCAAACUGACUGUCGCGUCUACAGCAGAGAAUGCAUCAGAUAGCGACAGGAACUCCAAGAGUGCUGCAGCAAAGCUCGCGGCAAAAGUGGAGCGAUUUAAGCAAAGUCGGAAGUCGCAUUCAGAGACCAGAAUUGUUGGUGGUGUUGCUAUCAAUACCACUGUGGACAAGGAUGUUCCUUUGAGCGUGCAGUCGAGUUCUGUUUCGGUUAAAUCUGAGCCAGAGUUGGACAAUAUCAAGAAUAAGGAUGCUGGCUCUGAAUCUACUCAAGCAGUUGAUCCAGAUUCUAAAGGGUCACUGAGCCUUUCUAAAGUGUUCCCUCGGCCAGCCAGUAGCCCUGCCACUUCAAAACACAAGCGAUCGUCUUCAGAUGGAAUGAUUAUCGAUGAGAAGACCAGGACGACCUCAGAUUCCGGCGUGGAGUUAACUCCUGUGGAGAAAUUUAAUAGUUCUAGUGAAGGAUCCGGGAGUACAGCGAAUGGUUCAAGGAAGGCUUCAUUAGAGGUUCGAACUCAAAAGAAAAGUACUGGAACCACCUCACCCCAGGCUCCUCGCUCUCCAAGAGUCGGUGAACGGCAUGGCACCCUCAAUAAAUCCGUGGAUCGUUACGCCGAGUACAGGAGACCCGUGGGUAGGGCGCGGUACGGUCAAGGACCAUCUCGGAAAGGAGGAGCUGGUCGUUCAAUCGACGACAAGAAAAUGGCAGCAAGUGAUUCUCGUUCGACUCACACUCGGCGCGAACAGGUUGUCUUAGAAGAAUUACGCCGUGAAUCUGCUGAAAGACAAAGAACUUUGCAAGAAGAAAUUGAAAGACUUAAGAAUGAAAAGGAGGAGAACGAGCGACGGCUACAGCAGCUACACCAAGAGGAACUAGAACUGGCGGAGAAAGCCUUGGGCGAGCGUGAAAAGGAGGCUAAGGAAAGAGAGGAGAAAUUAUCCCACGAAGUUCUUACUUUAAAAAUGGAAUUAUCCAAGCAAUGUGAUAAACUGCAAGACAACUUCAACGUGGUUUUAUCACUACAAGAGCAAUUGGCUCGUAUGCAGCAGGAGCAAUUGAGACAGCAAGCUAAAGAAAAGCGACAGAACUCCGCACGGCAGAAAAGCACCGCCAAAAGUUCCGUAUGUAGUGUGAUGUGAAGUGUCCCAAUCAGUGAUGGUGCACCGAUA
This is a messenger RNA of Orbicella faveolata, 5147 nucleotides long. RefSeq lists its product as uncharacterized. Gene Ontology annotation, molecular function: protein kinase activity; ATP binding. Gene Ontology annotation, biological process: protein phosphorylation. The record is from RefSeq and is a predicted model, not a curated record. NCBI's taxonomy places the organism in Eukaryota, Metazoa, Cnidaria, Anthozoa, Scleractinia, Merulinidae.